This is a messenger RNA of Oryzias melastigma (Indian medaka), 4440 nucleotides long. RefSeq names its product palmdelphin b (gene palmdb). NCBI's taxonomy places the organism in Eukaryota, Metazoa, Chordata, Actinopteri, Beloniformes, Adrianichthyidae. The transcript has 8 exons. Gene Ontology annotation, cellular component: cytoplasm; membrane. Bases 183 to 2897 code for a protein of 904 amino acids. The record is from RefSeq and is a predicted model, not a curated record. Gene Ontology annotation, biological process: regulation of cell shape.
AGAGAGAGAACAGCGAGGGGGAGGAGACAGGGAGCAUUCCCGUCAGCCUGAAUCUCUCUCAGCCUACACCAUCUCCUCACUCCACCUCAGGCUCAGUAAUGCUGGAUUUGCUAUGAGAGGGAGCUCCAGCGUUUGAAACCUCUGUGCUGCUCGAGGACACACUGAGCCAAAAGCCGGCUAUCAUGGAGGAGGCUGAGCUGCUGAAGGAGAGGCUCCAAGCCAUCACGGACAAGAGAAGGAUCCAGGAAGACAUCGCAAAGAAAAGAAGACGGAUUGAAGAGGAGAAACUAAAACUUCAGUACAUAAAGAAAAAAGCCCUGAGGGAGCAGUGGCUGAUGGACGGUCUGAGUCAGCAGUCGGAGGAGGAACUGGAGGCCAUGAGGCUUCAGGCUGAAGGCGAGCAGCAGCAGAGUGAUGAGCUCCAGCAGAACAUCCUCAGAAUCGAAAAGGAGAUCGAAGUUUUGGAAAUGCAAGAACUGAGCAUCUCUGCCAAUGAGGAGGUGGUCCUGAAACGGCUGAAGGAGGUGGAGAGGACGGCGGAGGAGAUCAUCAGGAAAGCUACCUUGGCAGAGAAAGACACAGAUGGAGAAGAACUGAAAGACGACAAUUUCACCUCUGUCUCCAUGGAAACACCAGAACAAUCAAAUCCUGUGAUGGAGUGUGAGGCGAAGGUCACCGAUUCACCUGAGCAGGAGGAGGAUUUUUCUGAAGAUAAACCAUUUCUAUCAGUGGACCCAGACUCAUCAGACACUCUGAUGGAAACUGUGAGCUCUUCUUUUUCUGACAUGCUCACCAGCACAUAUGAGCUUGAUGAGACUGACCGCUCUGGGACCACUGUUUGCAGUGAGAUGCCUUUCCAGUGUGGAGUAGAAGACUUGGUUUUAGAACCAGAACUUGAGGAACUCGACAGAAAUGAAUCAGUGACAACAUCAGUGUAUGACACUCCAUCCAGUGCUGACAGUGUUUCUCAGAAGGAGGCCCACUAUGAAAAAGAGGAAACACCAGACCAAGAUCCUCAGCACAUUCCUGAACCAGAGGAGGCCAUUGAGCCAGAACAGGACCCAGAACUUCAGGAGAGUUUACAGCCUGUGGAAGAUUUUGAAAUGGGAGAUUUCAGUGAACCAGAACCUGAGCUGGAGCCACAGCUGUACUUUGACACAGAACAGGACCCCGAGUUAGAGUUAUACAGUAUUCCUUAUGCUGGCACAGACAUCAAUGCCCUGUGUCCUGAGGAUGAUGAUGGUUACCAAAAUCUAGAGGAUUACUCAAAUGAGGACCCAGAGGACCAGGAAAUACUCUACAAACCACCUUUUCAGGAAGAAUCAGCAUUAGAGCACUGCAUUAGAGAGGAGGUGAUGUCAGAUGAGUCCUGCCAUGACCUUGAUGAAAUGGAUGAAUGCCUCAGAGUUGAGAUAGAGGAAAACCUGUCAGAUAGUGAGGCAGAUGAAAAAUGGAGAACAAUUUUCUCCUCCUCCAUCAAUAAAGAGGAUGAUGACUCAUAUUUGGACAGUCUUCAACUGAGUGCCCAAGAAUUAUUUGUUCAGAAAGCUGAAGAGGCUAACAUCGAAGAAGAAGACCUCCACAACUUUGAAGAAGUUAGUUUUGAGGUCCCCCAGGUGACAGAAGUCCUGGAACAGCCAAAAGAUUUAGGUUCCUUCCCCACACCCCCACUAGAGGUGAAAUACAAUCCUCUCAGUUUCCAGAGCUUGUCCAAAAUAUCUGAAGAUGAGAAUGAAAAUGGCAAAGACUCCAAUCACAACCAUAGCAAGCACGCCACGACAGGCACAACCAAGAAGCUGCCAAAAGACUUCUGUGUGAUCCAGGAGACAAAGAGUGAGAAUGUUAGCACGGAACAUGUCGAUUUUCAGAUGGCUCGUAAACAGUGGCGUGAAAUGGAAGAACAAAUGAAAAACAAGAUUAUCGUGCCUGCAACCAAGCAGCCAGUCUUGCGUAGCAGUUACAGCUUCAUGCACACACCUGUUCGCAACAUUGAAAGAGCUCACAAUAAAGCACAUGACCUGGAGAACCUGAAUCUGGUCGGUUUCUACCCGCAGACACAGUUCAGCCCUUGCUCAGAGGAUUCAGGGCUAGAUGAUUCCAGCUAUAGAUCGCCCUGUGAUGACUUAGAAACCCCAGUUGAGAGGGAGAUACGCUUUUCAGUGGAGAGGGAGGAACACUUCAAAAGAGAGAGGGGGUUCACUAGGAUGGGCAAAUCAACUGACUGCGCUCCAUCAAGAAGUUUACCCCGGUCCAUAAGCACGCCACUGACCCCCUCGUUCAUUAUCACGUCGUCACCCACUGAGGACCUGAAACAUGAAAUGUCUGCAAACAAUGUCAUUAUUCGGGACCCAACAAAUGACACCACCACAAGCCCAACUCCCGGUAAAGACAACAUGUCCUCAUGGCCUGGCGGCUGGAAGUCUGAAGACCACAGCUCCAACCUCAUCAUCCUCGAGACGUCAAACGUGAUUAUCCGCAGUGCCUCGGAGUUCUCCCUCAACAAGUCCUGUGAGCAGCCAGAAGAAAAAAUGUUCCUGAACAAUCCAUUUUUCAAGCUGCGGUCAAGAAGCACAAUAUCACUGGUGGAUGAAGAAAUUAAGAUGGUGAAGCAAAGAGAGGAAGAGUUGAGGAAAGAGAGAGCAAAUCUGUAUGGCAAAGACGGCUUCAGCACAGAAAAUGUGUUGACUCAUCGCAUGGACACGCUGGCUUUUGACAAGUCAGUUGAUGUACCAGUGAAGUGCAAGUCCUCUCCUUCAUCCCCAAUGAAAACAGCCUACAGGAUGGAUCGCUCUGUCCUGUCCUGCGAUCACAGAUUUCCUGAGGACUACGCAGGAGGGAGACGCAAGAGUGCCAUGGCUAUGCGCUGGGAGGCAGGCGAGUUUAUAAAAAACAACUGAAGAGGAAGACGUGAACCACCUCGCGGGAGAAGGGAAUACCUUUUGGUGGUGAUUUUGUUAUCUUUAGAUGUGCUGCUACAGUUAGUCGCUCCAUGUUACAGCAAAACCGACAUUCUGCUUCUGUGAUGCCUUGGAAAAACCAUAAGAAUGUUUGUGCCACAUGUGUAAGGUAGAGUCCAUUUUUACUUGGAACUAAAAUUUUAUACAACUUACAAUAUGUGAGACUUACAAUAAUCUUACAUAACCCCUAAAAGGGAUAGGAUUAGGUAUUAGGGAUUUGGAACACUUUUCUUUUUUUAAUUUUAUAUUUACACAAACUUGACAUAUUCAGAAAAUCUUUACAUGAAAACACAGUUGGAAGCUGUCUGUUCCAACUCCGACAUUUUUUUCAAAGAUAGUCAACUAAAUACUUGUGAAAUGGACUGGCAUGUUUGAGAAAAAUAAGUGAUCCUUACUAAAGGUGGAUAUUUUUUCCACAGAAGACAAGAUGAUUGAAAAGUUGGAAUUGUUAAACCCAAAGGUACAAUAAUGCCAAAAACGCUAGUGUAAUGUGGAAAGAACAGGUUUCAAUGACAUUAAAACCCAAAACGAGAUGUAAUGAUUUUUUUUCAAUACAAUACAGAAUCAAUUGGGGCUUCAAUGCUCAUCAAAUAUUUUUAAAACUCUAAUGUAGAGCAGCCUGCUCUUGUUUGCAGAUCUUUUGGAAAGUAAGGCACAGGGUCUUCAUUAGGUUUUGGUUUAAUGAUGGCACUGCACAAACAUGGCUGAUUUGUUUGCAUAUUUUAAAUCAAAGCUGUGGCCCAUGCCAAUUUUUGAAGCAUUUAUACUUUUGGUUGGUCUUUACAAAGCCCUGUGCCUCCCAGAAUCAAAAAAGUUAUCUGGGAGGUGACUGUGCCACUGGCGGCUGUCCUGACACACAGUGCUUUUCAGUAAGAGAAACUUACUGUGUUUCAUUUAAGGCAGAAGUGAUUGAUCAAUCAACCAACCAGAAAAUAGCCCAUGAUAUGAGGUUGGAAAGGAACUGGGCGGAAUUAAUCAAGGGGGAGUUGUGUUCCACCAUCCUCAAAAUGUAUAUUUUUAUUGCUUUGCAACAACUUCUGCAAAAGCCAUUAAAACCUGCACGUUCUGCGUGAUCACAUCUUCUUUGGGUGGUUUAGAUUCCCCUACUUGUCAUGAGGUUCUUUGUGUACCUUGAAGUCACAGAUGUUUCUACACAAAGACAAGACUGGAUGACAAGCUUGGUCUCCAAAGAACAAUUUGGCACAAAGACCAAGAGAAAAUAAAGGUGAACUAACAGGCCCCGUCAAUGACAAUCGGUGGGUGGUACACCACCCAGUCGCACUGGUGCACCAGCCUCAAGCAAUAUUGAUUUCACUUUGUAAACAAGCCCCUUGCUCUGGCCCAAGUGCUCAGAAGUCUGCUAUUUUUCAUUGACAGUAAAAGAGAACUGGACUGAGUGACACCCCCCCCCCGGUCCAAACAGGAAGUAGGUGCUGGCUCCAAGAAGCCAAAACCCCAUAGACGUCUAAAGAGAAAUAAACAC